Molecule: messenger RNA, 5996 nt
Organism: Sus scrofa (pig)
Lineage: Eukaryota; Metazoa; Chordata; Mammalia; Artiodactyla; Suidae
Gene: SLC6A2
Product: solute carrier family 6 member 2
Biological process (GO): dopamine uptake involved in synaptic transmission; sodium ion transmembrane transport; amino acid transport
Cellular component (GO): neuronal cell body membrane; axon; plasma membrane
Molecular function (GO): norepinephrine:sodium symporter activity; dopamine:sodium symporter activity; neurotransmitter:sodium symporter activity
Source: RefSeq, a predicted model, not a curated record
GCUGGAAAGGGAAUGGACGCCCAGGUCCCGCAAGUCGCUAGGAGCGGGACUCCAGCCGUCCCCUGAGCCCGCGUCGCGCCCCCGCCCCUGCCCAUCCCCGGCCGCGCUGUCAGUCUCCAUUAGCGCUAACGGGCUCCAGACAGAGCGGGACCGGCGCUGGGUUAAUGCAAUCGGCGCGUUACCUGGGGCGCAGGCUACAUUACCAGCCCGGCCCCCGCCCGUCGCGGUCAGAACCAACCAGCCCGCGCCCACCGGCCGCCCCACGCUUGCUUUCCGCGCUCCUCGGGCCGCGCCCGAGCGCCACGCGUCAGAGCCCAGCCCCAGCCCGAGCCCCACAGCCUGGGGAGGCUAAGAGGGUCCGAGGCAGACAGACAGGGCGCACGGCACCCGGGAUCCCGUAGCUGCCAGACACCAGAGCCUCGGCGUGUUCCCAGUACCGCUAACGCCCCUCUUGCCAGCCGCACCCAUGCUUCUGGCGCGAAUGAACCCGCAGGUGCAGCCUGAGAACAGCGGAUCGGGCCCAGGGUCCGAGCAGCCCCCGCGGAAGCGCAAAGCUGCGGAGCUCUUGGUGGUGAAAGAGCGCAACGGCGUCCAGUGCCUCCUGGCGUCCCGCGACCGGGAAGAGCAGCCUCGGGAGACCUGGGGCAAGAAGAUCGACUUCCUACUGUCGGUGGUCGGCUACGCCGUAGACCUGGCCAACGUGUGGCGCUUCCCCUAUCUCUGCUACAAGAAUGGUGGCGGUGCCUUCCUGAUCCCGUAUACCCUAUUCCUCAUCAUCGCUGGGAUGCCCCUGUUCUACAUGGAGCUGGCUCUGGGCCAGUACAACAGGGAGGGGGCAGCCACUGUGUGGAAGAUCUGUCCACUCUUCAAAGGAGUUGGCUAUGCUGUGAUCCUCAUCGCCCUCUACGUUGGCUUCUACUACAAUGUCAUCAUUGCCUGGUCGCUCUACUACCUCUUCUCCUCCUUCACCCUUCACCUGCCCUGGACUGACUGCGGCCACGCCUGGAACAGCCCCAACUGCACCGACCCCAAGCUGCUCAACAGCUCUGUGCUGGGCAACCACACGAAGUACUCCAAGUACAAGUUCACGCCGGCUGCAGAGUUUUAUGAGCGUGGCGUCCUGCACCUUCAUGAGAGCAGUGGGAUCCAGGACAUCGGCCUGCCCCAGUGGCAGCUUUUACUCUGUCUGAUUGUCGUUGUCGUCAUCCUGUUUUUUAGCCUCUGGAAAGGAGUGAAGACAUCAGGAAAGGUGGUGUGGAUCACAGCCACGCUGCCUUACCUCGUGCUGUUCGUGCUCCUGGUCCAUGGCAUCACGCUGCCCGGCGCCUCCAACGGCAUCAACGCCUACCUGCACAUCGACUUCUACCGCCUCAAAGAGACCACGGUAUGGAUUGAUGCUGCAACUCAGAUAUUUUUUUCCUUGGGGGCUGGAUUUGGAGUCUUGAUUGCAUUCGCUAGUUAUAACAAAUUUGACAACAACUGCUACAGGGACGCUCUGCUCACCAGCACCAUCAACUGUGUUACCAGCUUCAUCUCUGGGUUCGCCAUCUUCUCCAUCCUUGGUUACAUGGCCCAUGAACACAAGGUCAACAUUGAGGAUGUUGCCACUGAAGGAGCUGGCCUAAUCUUCAUCCUAUACCCGGAAGCCAUUUCCACCCUGUCAGGAUCCACGUUCUGGGCUGUUGUGUUCUUCAUCAUGCUCCUGGCUCUGGGAAUUGACAGCUCAAUGGGAGGCAUGGAGGCCGUCAUCACGGGCCUGGCCGAUGACUUCCCGGUCCUGAAGCGACACCGGAAACUCUUCACCUUUGGAGUCUCCUUUGGAACCUUCCUUCUGGCACUGUUUUGCAUAACCAAGGGUGGAAUAUACGUGCUGACCCUGCUGGACACGUUUGCGGCGGGGACGUCCAUCCUAUUUGCUGUGCUCAUGGAAGCCAUCGGAGUCUCCUGGUUUUAUGGUGUGGACAGGUUCAGCAACGACAUCCAGCAGAUGAUGGGGUUCAAGCCAGGCCUGUACUGGAGACUCUGCUGGAAGUUUGUCAGCCCUGCCUUCCUCCUGUUUGUGGUGGUCGUGAGCAUCAUCAACUUCAAGCCACUCACCUACGACGACUACAUCUUCCCGCUCUGGGCCAACUGGGUCGGGUGGGGCAUCGCGGGCUCGUCCAUGGUCCUGGUUCCCUCCUACGUCGUCUACAAGUUCCUCAGCACGCGGGGCUCCCUUCGCGAGAGACUGGCCUAUGGCAUCACCCCGGAGAACGAGCAUCACCUGGUGGCCCAGAGGGACGUCAGGCAGUUCCAAUUGCAGCACUGGUUGGCCAUCUGAACCUGGCCCCGAGGAGGAGCCCUGCUGCGCCGACGUUCAGGUCAAAGGCUUCCUACCACCCAGCCGCUGUCUUGGGUUUCCUUUCCCAUCCCCCUCGUCCUCUUUUCCAAGUUACACCUGAUUUAGUGACCUGGUUUGCAUUCACUUUCUGUUCACCUGGCCUGAGGGCUGUGAGCUUGGAUGGGUAAGCCUCGUGGGAGGAGAGGAGGGGACAGGAAAAAGGACUUCUGUUGAACCUCUUUAGUUGUGAGGACUCCCCUCCAGUGGGGGAGCCGGCCCAAGCUGAGGUCCACGGCCCUGGGCAGAGCGUCCCACCAUGUUUGCUGGCACUUUGGUCCACAGAAGAAAUCCUUAGUCCCCCAAAGCAGACAGAGGAUGUUGCUUUUGGUCAGACACCAGAAAACCAAAACACAGUAUGAAAAGCCUGGCUGAAUUUGGGGGGUAUGUAGAUCUUGCCUCUCUCGAGGUCCUGGGGCAUAUUUGUCACUAUUGUGAAGUCCUUGGGAGAGAAGCUUUGGGGGAUCAUGAAUAGAAACCUUUGUAGUUUUCACUCUGGUUGAGCUGGGUUUGAUUUGUGUAUGUUCUGGAAUAUGCUUCUGGUGAUCCAAGGGUCCAGAGCUUUGGGUGGCACAAGGAAGAACAUAGGUGAGCCACAUUAGCCACUUCUGCAUAAGAACCAGACAAGCCUCUAGAGACCAUCUCAGCCUCACUCUGUCAGGUACCUGGAGCCCAGAAGCCUGUCUGUGGCUCCUGAGACCUUCCCGGGGUCUGGGGCCUUCACUGUGGGAUUCUCUGCUGUCCUCACGAGGCCAAGUAGGUGACCAAGGGCAGCACCAUAGGCUGUCUGUUUAUGUAUUGUUCACUGACACCUGCAAAGCCUGUCCCUGGGAAUCCCACCUGCACAGAUCGGGGGUCUGGAGUGAUGGGGCAUGGACCCCUUUGUCUCUCUUCGUGGACCAGACUUUGCACCAUGGAGGGCAGUGUGGAACCAAGUGCAUAGCACUCAGAUUGAGGGGCGAGUAUUCUGAGUUGAUGGAGCAGGUUGGCGGUUGGAGAGCAUGUCUAGACUGACUUCUGAUGGAAACUCAUGAGUGGCACCCUCUGGUGGUGAUGCUGGUUAGCUUCAGCUCAUGGAGAGAAAUGAUCUGUAGUUUGGUAAGUCAGUCAGUGGCAUCCAUUUGGAUUUUCUAUUUAUGGUUUGAGUUUCUUGCACCCUCACUGGAAAUCUAAACUUGUGGGUACUUGUUCUGACUGUGGGAGCUUCUGUUGCAGAAUCUUGGGCAAAAAAAGAGAGGGAGACACAGAUCCAAAAGGUGCUUUGGGGAAAGUGGGGUGUCACUGAGCCCCAGCAGUUGAUCAUGCCACGUCUGUGAAAGGUGGUUAUGUGUGGGCUAGCUGGGGGCAGGGAGAUGGUUUUUUCCCCAGAGUUAGAGUUCUGCUGCAUUGGGGUUUUUAUGUCGUUCUUUAAAGAAAAGUGGGAAAAUCAGGAGAUGUUGGAUUUUUCCAUGCAAAAAGUCCAGUUCAAAAUCUGAGAUAGGCUUCGUGGCAGAUGUCUUGGACCCUGAAAAAGGUGAGGCCUCAGAGCAUCUACCAGAGUGGAAAAAUCGGGUGGGGGGGGCCUGGGAAUGAGAGCAGGGUAACCAGUCUCUCAAGGAAUCUAGCCCCAGAAGUGACUUUGAAUCCUCCUGUGAAAGGUAAUUCCUCCCUAAGUGUGACUACUUUUUUUUUUUUUUUUUUAAACAAAGCACUUUCAUCCACAUUGACUCCCAUCUGCCCAGCAAGUACUGCAGGGCUGGCUUCUGUGUCCCCAUUUCCCAGGUGAGAAAACCGAGGUCCAGCAUUUCAGUCACUCUUACUCAAGCUACUAAGGUAAGGGCUCUGAUCGGACCUUAGGUCAGAGCGUCCGACUCUCAACUGAGAGCACUUUGAAAUCCCCAGCACUACACCAGGUAGUUCACCCCACCCAGGGUUGUCAUUAAACAUAAACAAAAUUCCUUAUGGUCAAGUGGCCAGGGAGUAUUGAUUAGAAAAAAGCCACAAUGUGUCGGAAGAAGGGACCAGGCAGGGCGUGCUGUGUCGUCUCCUGUAGCCGGUGGCCAGAGAGGUCGUGAUUGAGCUGCUUUCCUUUGAUGAAAAUCAUCACUCUAGGGAAGAGAGGGAGGUGAAAAGCUGAGGCUGCUUGGCAGACAGGAGAGCAGAGAGUGGGCAAAGCCUGUGUCUUGAGGGCACCUUUCAGAGAGCGCCCGCCAUGGCCUGCAGCCUUUCUGCCCCAGGCGAAUCGGAGAUGCGGUGCUAUCCCAGCUGACACCAGCCACCCCACUGGUGCUGCCUUGCAGGGGGAGCUGGCUGCAGAGUGGGGGUUGGCCCUGGGAGUGGAGGGCGACCCCGGACACCCGUGGAUAUUCUCGAGGAGGUGCUGGCAGAGCUUCUGGGCUCACCUUCCACCCACGCUUAAGGGAGAGGGAGCAUGUGCUUUUUCCUAAGUGAUGCUUGACUUCUUAUGUGCGUAGCAGAGGUUCUCUGGGACCAGGGUGCUCCUGUGUCCUGUGUAGGACAUGUUUGAUAUUUUACCAGGUUUUUAAAGCAUUAUUGUUUUCCAUGAAGUGAAAAACUAUCUAAGACCAUCAUGUUAACAUCGACUCAAUGUGUCACUAAUGAUUUAGCGUCCACCUAUGAGUUGGUCUUCAUUCCAGAUGUGAAUGAGACAGAGGGGAAGGGGACCUGCCAACUCGUGCCAAUAUCCUGCUGAACAAAGGUCCCCCAAGCUGCCUUAAAUCUCAGAGGGGUUCCAGCCCAGGGGUAGCGGGGUGGGGAGCCAGACUCUUGCUGAACAAUCCGUUUUGCAGCCCUGGUAAUGUGAGACCGAACAUUCUCACCAAAGAUGCCAUUUCUUAGUAAGAAGCCCACUGAGUUCAUUUUGUUCAUUUCCUUUGAAAUCCAUGGAAGGGAGAAGAACAGAGGGGGAUUUUGGUGUAGAGAAAACAGCACAGCAUUUAGAGUUGCCCAGACCUGUCUUGCUGGGUGGCCUGGGGAAAGGGGCGCCACCUCUCUGGGCUUCGGAGCGCUCUGUAAAAGCGAGGAUUGCCUCAGAGAAUCAAAGGUCUCAUCCAGUAAAACCAAUUUCCGGUCUCCAUAACGGCGUUGUUGUGAUCAAAAUUUACAACGAAGGAAGCACAUCAUCGUUUACUGUAGGACUUUCUAGAAUGAUCUUGGCCUACCGUUGAACAGAGACAUGUCGGAACUAUGAUUUUUUUCCUGGACAUUCAGUAGUUCCUCUUUCUCCAGUAUUUCUUCAGCUCAUGCCAGAAACACUGAGUAUUGAAAAAAAAAAAAUAAGUUCAACCCUUCGGUUUUGAGGAAUUUGAGGGUUAACAGGCUGCCAUGCCUUUGUGCAUCCCAGAACCCACAGCUCUGCAGAUGUGCAGCAUGACUAUGGCUGCGGUUGUACAGGUCACCCAAAUCCUGGUGAAUGGGAAGUCGCUUUGGGGGUGCCCACCCUCGUCCCUCUCUCUCUCCACUUCUGUGUAAAUAAGGACUCGUUCAAUGGUGCCCUGUGUCAUGGACUGUUCCAAAGUCAUGCAGAUUUCUAUAUCUGGUGUGCAUUUAUUUUAAAAGCUGUUCUCUCCAUGGAAAAUUAAGUGUACAGAAUAAUAAAGGAUCUUUCCUGUGCCAUGUA